UCACUUCUCGGCCCCCAGUACCCGAUGCAGGGAAAAUGGCAACUUUUUAUCGUUUUAAUGAGCAGUGCUUGGCAACUGAUCCUAAUAGCUGAGUAUUUUACCGAUAAAGAGGCCAAUGGAAUAUUUUCAAAUGGAAACUGCUCUUUACCACCAGAUUAUGAUGUAGUUAUCGGUAUCUUAUCAGCAAGGGGUAAUACAGAGCAGCGCCAAGCACUCAGAGAAACAUGGGUUGGACAUGCCCUACAACACCCCUCCUUGAGACAAAGGAUAAUGGUCAAGUUCAUAGUUGGCAAUCAGCCAUGCCCCAUACCAGCAUUAGACAGGCUUGAUCAAUAUUCUUGUGAACCAGAUGUCAUUGUUGACCCAGUACUGAAGGAAGACAUUAUAGCUUACAAGGUUCCUAGAGGAGCAGUUGGAUAUCACUCUUACAAUGGUCCCCUGGGUAUGGACUUUAGGGUGAAUUUUCCCAUCAUUGUCACUCAGCUUGGAGUAUUUGACAGUAAUUCAGAUGGAAUCAAAAGUCAGCUGACAGUUCCUCUUUAUGACAAAGCAUCACAGAUGGAAGUAUUGAGUGUCAACUUCACCCAAGAAGAACCUGGAGAGUUAAUUGGUGGAAGUAGAUUUAAACCUGUUGACCAGUUUCUCCUGCCAAAGGGAUUUGAAGGUUCCAUCGUAGGGGAGAACUUCAGUUUGUCUGAUCCUAGCAGUAACAACCCUUUGGUACAUGGUGGAUUAGACAGAGGUGGAGGUUUGGUUUCAUUUCACAAAGUGAGUCGCUUUGGAGUGGAGCAAAGUGUUUUCCCAGAAGUGGAAGAAAAAUUCUCUGAAGAAAACAACCAAUACGGCGCUGGAACAUUUAUGUAUCGUGCUUAUGUUGCAGAUGGCGAAUUCACGAGGAGAAAGGUGGAGGAGAGGAAGAAGGAAAAGGAGGAAAGAGCAAAAAUGUGGCAUGAAGUUAUGUUGCGGGAAGAAAAAGAAUUGAAACAAGAAAUACGGCUGUAUGACGAUAUUUUGAUGGUGGAUGUUGUAGAUGUUUAUCGCAACCUUCCAUUGAAAUUACUGAAAUUUUAUUACUGGGUUGCGCUGAAUACGAAUUUUAACUUCACUCUCAAAACCGACGAUGACUGCUUUGUGCACUUAGAAUCAGUUGUCAAGGAACUCAAAGACAGAAAACUACGGGGGAAGGAACGCAUUUGGUGGAGCAGGUUUCGCACUGGUUGGCCAGUGGAGCGAGUGGGAAAAUGGCGGGAACUUGACUACACCGCUCCGGUUUACCCGUCAUUCGCUUGUGGCGCGGGUAAUAUGCUGUCUGCUGACCUAGUGAGAUGGCUGGCGUUUAAUGCCGUUAAUCUUAAACCAUACCAGGGUGAAGAUGUGUCGGUUGGAAUCUGGCUUUCGGCCUUGGGACCAAACUUAGUCAAUGAUUACCGCUGGUCAUGUGGACGCGAGUGUGAUACGGGAAUUUUCACUUCCCCCGAAAAUGAACCCGAGGAACUGCGAGAGAUGUGGGCUGAUCUACAGACAUGUGGGGAUCCCUGUGGCUGUUCAUAGACCUGUGUUUGGAAUCAUGGGGAACUCACUGGCUCUAUAAAAAGUAGAUCAUAAAGUUUAUUGAACUUUAGAAGUGAUUACUUAUGAAGUGGUUUCCUUUUGACUAAAAGACUACUUCAAGAACUUCGGGACACCUCGGGACACACCUCGUUCUAGAAGUUACCUUCUCGAGUAAUGAGAGUUAUAACUAAUGAACCGAUUGAAUUACUUAUACGGUUAGUUUACAACAGUUAAAGUAUUUGCGUUAAAUAAUUUUGGAAAUUGUUAAAAACUUGUGUUGAAACAAGUUUCACACGACCCUUUUAGUAUAUGUAUAUUUCUUUAACUAAGAAAAACGUAGCCAACUUUUAGCGAGAAAACGACAUUUGAAAGUCAUCGUAGUACUAUAAAAUAGUCAAAGCCAGGGAAUCCCUCUCCUAUUUAAGGAGUAAGGUUACGUUUUGUCAUCAUUAAUUCCCUUUGUUCUCAAAGCGUGUAGUGCGGUUGUUAUCUCCUUGUUGAAUUCAUUGCUAAAAGAUAGACUGAAACACUC
This is a messenger RNA of Stylophora pistillata, 2083 nucleotides long. RefSeq names its product UDP-GalNAc:beta-1,3-N-acetylgalactosaminyltransferase 2. The record is from RefSeq and is a predicted model, not a curated record. Gene Ontology annotation, biological process: protein O-linked glycosylation. Gene Ontology annotation, molecular function: UDP-glycosyltransferase activity; hexosyltransferase activity. Lineage: Eukaryota; Metazoa; Cnidaria; Anthozoa; Scleractinia; Pocilloporidae. Gene Ontology annotation, cellular component: Golgi membrane.